UCAAAAGAUACUUUCACGUCAACAGGCGUGAAUAAAAAUGACAAGCGCAACUUCUUGCCAGUACGUUAUCUUUGUGUACAAAUUGUAGGUCUAUGUAUACAAGUUGCACUUUUAAAUAGAAAAUUCUGCUCCUUGUAGCGCUGAUAAUGUUUUAUCAGGCAUUUAAAUGGCAUUUAGCAGUGUUUGAGAAUAGCGCCGAGCGCAGAGAGAUAAUGAGUCUCUUCUGCAGGUUGAGUUAGGUCGAUCGAAAGGAAAAUUUAACACGUCACAGCAGUUACGAGCUAUACAGCACGUCGUACUAAUAUAGUGAGCAGACUUGCCUACAUUUCUGUGUUACUUGCGAAGUACUUCUAAGCUUGUGAAAUUUUAAACGGCGUGUUUAAUUGCGCUUUUUUUUCCAAUUGUGUCGUGAGUUAUUGAAUUGUUUAAUUCGUAACAAUAAAGAGUAAUAAUGACCGAUAACUUGCCAGAUAACGUAAACACUGUACUAGGAAGCAAGCGGUUGUCCGAACUCGGUAAAACGCUGACGCAUGAGCAUCUGGCUCUCGAUUUUCGCAAAUUUUAUGUAUCACCACCGGAGCAUCUUAAACGGUUCCCUGAAGGUUGUCCGUCUCUUCAAAAUAUCGGAUACAUUCGACAGUAUCCAUAUAGCAGCUUAUAUAAUUUGGAGUUUUAUGAUAUCGACGCGGCGGAAGCUGUUCAUAAAGACGUAGAAUUAUUUAGAGAAGACGGCGGUGGAACUAUCGUGGAGAACAGUAGCCACGGUUUGAAACGUGAUAUUCCUUUAAUGAAGAAAGUUAGCCGGAACGCGAAAGUUAAUGUGAUUGCGGGAACCGGAUAUUAUGUUGCCAGCGUGCAAAACGCAUCGACUCUCAAUACAUCUAAAGAAGAAAUGUACAAUCUGAUGUAUAAAGAAUUGGAAGAGGGUUGUGUGGAGUGUCUCGAUGUAAAAGCAGGAUUUAUCGGGGAAGUCGGCAGUACUUGGCCGAUCGAAGACUUUGAAAAACGUGCCAUUUCUGCGACUGGCGAACUCCAAGCUCAGUUACGUUGUUCCGUGAGUUUUCAUCCCGGAAGGGAUGCAGCUGCACCCAUGGAAAUAAUGAGGAUCUACCAAGAGGCCGGUGGAGAUGCGAGCAGGGCCAUCAUGUCUCACGUCGAUCGUACGUUGAUAAAAAAAGAGCAGCUCAUGGAAUUCGCCGACGCUACCAAAUGUUACAUUCAGUUUGACCUGUUCGGUACCGAGUGCUCCUUCUAUCAGCUGAAUCCAUUGGUUGAUAUGCUAUCAGAUGCACAACGGGUCAAACGUAUUGCAUUGCUGAAGAAAGAGAACAAGCUGAAUCGAGUUCUCAUGAGUCACGAUAUACACACCAAGCAUCGACUGGUACAUUUUGGGGGACACGGAUACUCUCAUAUCAAUAACAAUGUCGUGCCAAUCAUGAAAAACAAGGGCUUUACGAUGGAAGACAUCGAUUUGGUAACAAUUGAGAAUCCCAAGAGAUGGCUUACCCAAUAGUAAUCUGUUUGACAGACUGUACUAUGCUUUACAAACUAAUAUUGUCAUAUUCACGAAUUUUCUGAUGAAUAAAGAUCCCAUACAGCACACUACA
Messenger RNA from Solenopsis invicta (red fire ant), 1607 nucleotides. RefSeq names its product phosphotriesterase-related protein. Gene Ontology annotation, molecular function: hydrolase activity, acting on ester bonds; zinc ion binding. The transcript is spliced from 7 exons. The record is from RefSeq and is a predicted model, not a curated record. Gene Ontology annotation, biological process: catabolic process. The coding region runs from base 452 to 1513 and encodes 353 amino acids. NCBI's taxonomy places the organism in Eukaryota, Metazoa, Arthropoda, Insecta, Hymenoptera, Formicidae.